AUGCAGGAAAUAUUGCGGCAAAUCCAUGGUGAAGGAGAAGCUGUAAGCGAAAAACUGCGUCAACUAUUCUACGACGAAGAAAUUAACGAACCUGAAUUGUUCAUGUCCUUGGACGAUACAGACUUCAUACGUCUAAAGUUGUCUACGAAGCUCAUCAAAAUCAUCCUUAAAAUUCAAAAAUCCACUUCGACUGAACACAUAAUAGAAGAAGAGUACUUGGAGCACACCGAAGAAGAUACAGUUAACACCACUGAAGAGCCAAUAGAGUCUGAUUCCGAUGGAAAUAAUGGAGAUAAUGCACCUCAAGGAUCUAACAGCGAAACAAACCCUUACACUGGAAUCACCAUGGAGCAGGAAAUUGAUAUUAACAUUAUUUUGGAGAGGUCAGCCGAAGGAAGAGCUUUGAUGCAACUUCUCCAAGAGAACAAAAAACCCAAUGACAAAACAAUAAAACGAAUAACACACCUACUUUGCGGAUUUUUGAAGUCUAACUACGAAGUGCGUGCCUCUACAUUUUACAAGAAUAUUGUUGCAAAGUCAUUGGUUCAAUCGUAUCCCAUUUUGGCUUCGUCAGUUUCGGACGUACCACAUGCAUUGUGGUUUUAUAUUAACGGACGUGGUGAUGGAAAACAUGCUGGUAAAAUUCACUACCAUUUGGAGUACCUAGCGAAGCGAGCUAAAGCGCGGGUGUUCCGCAGAAGGUUAACCAAAGUCGACGAAGGGAUGCAUGUCAAACUUCCAGUUGUUCAAGUGCCAGAAAUUGAUCUUUUUGCUAUGGUGGAAGAACUUAAAUUUAUUGUCCCGAUUUCCGAAAACAGAAGCAGGAUUAACCAGUUAUGGACAUCUACAUUCGAGUAUCGGUCACAGUAUCGUGAAAAUCAUGACUUCCACUCUUUUCUCGAAGAAUUUCCCGUUAGUUCGGCAUUCGAGGGUGAAUUAGUUGAAUAUGAUUUCAAAAGAAUGCGAAACCAAACCGUGGAUUUUGCAGAACAAUGGAAUGUCUGGCAAGCAAAAGUGCUUAAAACCUACCAACACAUGUUCAGGGAAAUAUCUAACGAUUUCUUGAGAGCGCUAGCUAUUAUCCGAGCUAAAAACCCUACUCGAGGCUCAAAACGUGUGCGCGACGAAGAUUCUGCCAAGGACAACCCAUUGAAGCGACUACUCAAUUGGAUUAAGUUGGAUGACCCACUACCCAUCGACUACAAAGUUCCUGUUAUAAUUGUAAGAGGAAGUCCCAUGACCGAGGGAGAAUGCUUUAUUUCAUGGAACAGUAUCAAUAUACCGCUAGGUGGUAACAUCGUCCAUGCAUUCAGCGUGUUUUGCAAGGCUUUCGACGUAUUCGGGACGGCAUGUGCACCGAGUGAUAAACAGUUUUUUAUAUUUUUCAGAGCAAUUAUUUUCUCUGUAGACAAUAUUUCUACGACUGGUGAAAAAUUUGUUAGAUCACUCGAAGAGUGA
This is a messenger RNA of Ochlerotatus camptorhynchus, 1458 nucleotides long. RefSeq lists its product as uncharacterized. The record is from RefSeq and is a predicted model, not a curated record. Bases 1 to 1458 code for a protein of 485 amino acids. The transcript has 9 exons. Lineage: Eukaryota; Metazoa; Arthropoda; Insecta; Diptera; Culicidae.